CCAUUGGAAAUCUACAAACAAAAAUCACACCAUGGCCAUGUUCUUAGUGAGGCUUAAAGACUUUGAUCCUCUUUUUGAUGCAACUUCUCGUCUUGCUCAAAUUGCUAGAGAAGCCGAUAUCAAAUUCACACCAUUAUUCUUUUCAAUAAUUGCUUCCAAUCGAUCCCCUCGUUUUGUUGCAUAUCUUCAAAUGACUCACCAUUGCUUCAUCAAUUACAAAGUCGAUAAUGAUCAUACCUCAAGAAUUUCCCUCGAAUCUUUCCAUGACGCUCUCUUGGACGGCGGCGCUUCUCCUUCAAUGACUAUUCAUCUUCUCGCAAACAUUAAGCAAUUGAUCCUUAGAUUUGAAUCUUCGAGCCAUGCCCCGAAAGUGCAUCAUGAAUUGUCAUUGACACCGUCGCAAGAAGAAGAUCUAGGAGAAGUUGAUUAUGCAAAAUUUUUCUCAAUUGAUUCGAAGGAUUUAAGGCGUGUUAUAAGAAAUUUACCUAUAUUCCACGGGGACUCAAUAUGUGUUACUGCAACGGGGUCACAAGUCAAAUUCUCUAUUGCUUCUAAAGAGAUUGUUCUUACUAAAGAGUGGAAGCCUCAUAUGAUAUUCUUUAUUAAAAAAUUAGAUGUAAAAGCGUUGAGAGCCCUUGUUGCUGGUUAUGAACCCCCAAUAGUUACUAUAGAUGGAGUGUCUGUACCAAAACCCGAGGUUAACUUGAUAGAAGCUGAAGAACAGGCAUCAGUUGGGAAUGCUAGAGCCCUAAAUGCUAUAUUCAAAGGUGUUGAUCUAACAUGUACAAACUUAUAA
Cucumis melo (muskmelon) is the source of this 796-nucleotide messenger RNA. RefSeq lists its product as uncharacterized. The record is from RefSeq and is a predicted model, not a curated record. The transcript has 4 exons. The coding region runs from base 32 to 796 and encodes 254 amino acids. Lineage: Eukaryota; Viridiplantae; Streptophyta; Magnoliopsida; Cucurbitales; Cucurbitaceae.